GCAGUCAUGCAUGUGUAGAUGAAUCAGGUGGUUAGAUAGAUAGAUAUGUAUCACUGCUUGUCGAUCUUCCUAAAACUUGCACAUUUCUCUUCGUCUUGGUUACACUUUUUCUACGAGUUGGGAUUUAACGUUAUUUCGGUUACCUCUACCUCAUUUUUGGUGUGAGUUGGAUCAUACGUGUUCAGACAAGUGUUGUUACCUGAUGAGUGGAUGAGGUGACACCAUGGGACAGUCUGGCAGUGCUCAGAUCGAGACCCUCACCCACACCCAGCAGGCUUCCCCCCUCCCUGUGAAGAAGGCUCCUCCCCCACGGCCUGCAUCUCCACCACCUCGUCCUGCACCCAUCCAGAGGACUCCAAGCUAUGUCAUUCCAGAAAAUCUUGUUAUGCCAGGAGGAAUAUUGCCAAAGAAAAAACUUAAACCUGUAUCGCAGGAAAUAUCAAAAAUAUAUCCUGAAUUUGCAGAAAUAUUUCCUUCAAGAGAUGAUGAUGAAGACUGGUCAAACUCACUGGAUGUAUCCAUGGAAACAUCAUCAAGUGGAGAUAGUGAGAAGGAAAAUUCUGCUAGAACAAAAGAGAAUAUUUUAGAGAGUAACAGUAAAGAGAUUGUGGAAGCCAGUACACUUCCCAGAACCAGCAAAGAUAGUCACAUGACUGGAAGUCAGCAAGUAGUUGGAGGUUCACAAAAUGGACAUCAAGGAACCCAUGCAAAUGUUGGUCUGAAGCGGUCAAACUCUCUUGAUAGAACACCUGCUUCUGCUCUGGGCAAGGGCCACAGGAGAAAUCAAUCAGUUACAACAAGAAGUCUUAUGAAUGAACAAAACACAAUCUUUGAAGACCCAAGGGAACACUUGUAUGACCAUUGGCGAAAAGAUCCAUACACAAAUCCCUUGCCCAGUGUUGUGUCCCUUCCAGUUAAGAAUAAUUUCGACAUUGACAUUUCUUACAACAUGACGUAUGCCCAGCUAGCAGAAUACAGGAGAAAAACUAAUCUGGAGGAGCUUGAGAAAAGCACUGGCAUAAACCUCAACCAGCUUAGUGAGGAGCUGAAUUCCAGCAAGGAGGUUUCUCCUUUUGACAGACAGUUCUUGCGAGCAUCUUCACGGAGCACCAGUACAGCAAGUUCAGACGCCGGUGUGAGCAAGCGCAAAAAGAAACGAGCACCUCCACCACCACAGUCUGCAAGUAAUGGAGACCUGAACAGUGAACCCCCUGCAGAUUAUGAUGUGGAUGACCUGUCUCCCAGAAGUCUUCCAGAAAGACUUUACCUGCGGAAAUCAUCCAUAUCAUCAAUGAUUUCCACAACCAGCAGCAAAGCUAGGAUGGCACCUCCACCUCCUAAUGCUUCCACAUCAUCUUCCAUUACUACUCUUCCAUCAAAAGCUGUGCAGAACAAUGUUAGUGCCAUAACAACAAAGGUAGACACCUUGCCAGAGAAAAUGGAAAGUUCAUCAGAUAAAACUAAAGAGUCACCAGAGCAAGAUGCUAUUGAUAAACUGGAUGCCUUAAUAAACUUACCAGAAUCUCCAGACAAUACUGGUACAGAGCAGAAAUCAAAUACUGUAGAAAAUGUGAACACUGAUAGCAAUGAGUCUAUAAAUAAAGCAGAUGAUACAAAUGCUGAAAUGCUUUCAGUCACAGACAGUGAAAGCCCAAAUAAGGAAGAUAAUACGUGUGCAGAGGACCGUUUGAAUUCUCUUGUACAGAAACAGGAUACUGAUGAUGAGUCUGAAAAUGAGAAACCAAAAUUAUCUCCACCUUCAGAAAAGCCUAAGAGUCCACAGGAUUUGUUUAAGGAACAACUAGCAAAGGCUUAUGAAGAGAGACAAGAACGAAACAAACUGCUACUGGAAAAGAAAAAGCAAAAACAGGACACAGCACAAUUGUCUGAACAAAAGCAAGAAGAAGCUGUCAAUCUUUUGAAAAAAAUGAGCAGAGAUCUAGACAAGAAAUGGCUUGCUGAAUUUCGACACACGUCAUCAACAGGAGAAGAGCAAACAUCAGACAAGGAGAUGGAUGAAGAGGCAAGUGAAUCAAGUAGUCUGAGAAUCUUUUCGGAUGAGUGGACCCCUGAACACGACCUUGACUCUGAUGAUGACAUUGAUGAUCGUAUUGUGACAAACUUGACCAAGACCACACCUGAAGGAUUUAAGUCAUCAAUAAUUCCAGCAAAGGUUCGUGACCUAAAAGGUCAGGAGAAGAAGAAAAAUGGCAAAUACAUUCGCAGAAAAUCUGACUCUUCAGGUGAUGACAAGCACAGAUACGGUAGCAUAAGAAAGUUUAAAUAUAAUAUCCGCAAAAGUGUUCAGAAUGCAUUUGGAUCGAUUAGUCGUGCUUCUGGAAAACUCUUGAAAACUAAAUCACAAGACUUGCUGGAUGAGUCGGAAGAUCCUACUUCAUCCUCAAACUGGCAGUUGGCACCUGAAAAGGAAGUAGAUUCUACCAACAAUGGCAAAACCAGAAAGGAUAGUCAAGGUAUAACCAGAGCAUCCAAUUAUGAGGUUGAAGAGGCUAGUGAGGAUGAGUCUGAAGAUUCAGAUGAGGAGCUGGAGGAUCCAGAGGAUGAGAGACUGAAGGAGUCAUCUGGACAAAUGAAGCAAAUGGGACUGGCAUACGUCACGGGCCACAAACAAGUUGUACUGCUGCCUGAAUUCGAAACAGUCAGACUGGAUAAAAAAGGAAAUAUUAUUGAUUCUGUAGAUGAGGAAAAUAACUGGGCACCAAAGAUUUUCAAGAAAAAGAAAAAGUUUACAUAUGCAUCAACUAUUCGUCAAAAGGAAAAGGAAAAAAUAGAUGAAAUGGUCUCAGAAAAAAUCCGCGAAAAAGAGCAGCAAAUUGAGUUUGAACGCAGACGUCAGUUUGAAAUGGAGAAGGAAUUCCACAGAUUAAGAGCUCUAGAAAAUCAGGAGCAACUACAACGUUUACAGUCCGCACACAUGCAGCAGCAGCUACAUGCACUACAGCAGCAACAGCUACAUGCACUACAGCAGCAGCAGCAGCAACAACAAGCAUUUGGUGGAAUGUCACUGUCUGCACCAGCUUUGCCUGCACCCAAUGGUAUGCAAGACCUGAAUGGAUUUGGAACAAAUAUGCUGAACCCUGCUGGGUAUGGUCAGCAUCAAGCUAUUGCACCUGUCAGUGUCAUGGGGCAGAGUAUGGCAUCUGCUUCUUUUCCACAGAAUGUCAACAUGCCUUUCAUGAAUCCUCCAAACAUGAAUGGGAAUCUUUCCAAUAUGGGUUCCUACGACAUCAGCUACCUCAGCAAUGUGAUGAAGAUGAACGGCAUCCAGCCACCAUCGACCACCCAGCAGUGGGCCUACCUGCUGAGCUCUGUAAAUAUUCCUUCGGCUCCAUUCGAAGUUCUCCAGGGCAAGACGAUGUCGGUUGGAGGUGCAGGACCAGGGCCAGAUCUGUCAACGGUCUUCCCAGCCACAUCAUUUGAAGGUGCCCAGGCUGAAUAUUGCCAGAAAAGACAGCUAAUGGACUAUCUUCCCAAAGGAUCCAUUGAUCCUAGAGAACAGUCUAAGUAUACAGGAUUCUUGGACGAGUUUCAGCGUGGAGCAAAGACUGAACGGUUACAGGAACUGCAGCCACAACCACCUCUCUCAGAGAAGCCAAAGUUGAAAUCAAAUCCAGUGUAUUAUUCUAGUGAUGAGGAUGACUUGACCAAUGGACUAUCUCCUGCCAGGACUAGCAUGGUGGCUUGUAUUAAGGUGGGCGACCACCGGGAGAUUCCCAUGGUGGCCAAGAGUAAAUCUUGUGACAUAAAUUCAAAUACACACACUGAAGCACUGAUGGUUAAUGGCCAUGUUGGAAAUUCUCAUGGUGCAUCAAACAAAGUGUAUGGACCCCUCGGAUUCAAGCCAGUGUCAUUCAUUUCAAAUUCAAACGUGUGUUUUAGUCACCUAUAAAUGUUCCCACGGUGAUGACGAUAGUUCAAGUGGAGCUGACCGAUAACAUCAUUUCACUGUAGACAGACUAUUUUUAACACAAGACGAUUUGUAUAUGAAACCUAAGUCAACUACUACAGGUGUGUGACCAGGAAAUUGUGCAAGGGGGUCUAGACUGUGGCAAGCAGAGUGUUCGGGGGGUUAGGUCAUGCUCCUCUGGAAAAUACAUUAAAAAUAUAAAAUUUGCCAGGAGCAGGGGACUUCUAACCAGCACCCUCCUGACCCCCCCCCCCCCCCCCCAUGCACAUGUGCCUGUUCUGUACAUGCAGGAAAUUGUGCAGGGGGGUCUAGACUCUGGCAAGCAGAGCUUCUAGGGGGUUAGGUCAUGCUCGUUUGGAAAAUAAAAUUUACUUACAGUAGAGGUUUCUGACCCCUCCUCCAGACCACCUAUGGACACACGUGCCUGUGUGAUAUUAUGUAUUGUUCACAUUACAAUACCAGAUAACCUGUGUUUGAUCAUUGUAACUAAUAAGAUUUAAUAUUGAAACCAAAGAGCAGAGGACAGAAAAACUAUUUUGCUCAUUCCAAUGUUUUAUGGCUGUGGUACAUGGGUGCAUUUUAAAUCAAUUGGUAGUUUGAUUGUGUACAGAUGUGCAUGUGUGCAUGCACAUGCAUAUGCACACACACACACACACACACACACACACACACACACACACACACACACACACACACACAUUUCCUAUUUUGUAUCAGUUUUCCUAUCAUUGUUAAAUUGAAUGAUCCUAUUAGAAGCUGUAACCCUGAAAACUCAGUCUGUUACAACUUUUACAUCUUUCAAAUAUUAGUUGAGCAGAUUUAAUGCUGGUAUAUUAUGGAUGAUGACAUUUAUAGAAAGAUCCACUUAAUAAAUGUUGGUGCUUUUCAUUAUACCCUAAACUGACUGCAGUAGUAAGGCUUCAUUUUAAAAACUUUAUUUAAAAAGUAUAACACAUAGCUAUAUAUCUGAGGGUUGGGGACAGUUUUUAGUUAGUGAAAUAUGUAUAUCUAGUUAUAACAAGCAGACAUUAAUUAACUUUUGAUGUGGAGUCAUUUUACAGAUUCAUGUUGCUAUUUUGUUCUCAGGCCAUCAAACACUAAACAGACUUUUGUUUAUUAAAACCCAAGAGUAUGAAACAUCUGUAUCCUCAAAAUCUUUGAUGUGGAGAAAAUGGCAUUUAUGAAAAUGUUGAGGAAAGAAAACUUGCAUUCCUCAAAAUAGUCCAUAUUAGAGCAGAACAGUGAUAUAUAAUAUGUUGAGUGACAUUAGUUUGAAACUAGAUGUAACAUACAUGUAUGCCAAUUAUUAUAAAUACUGAUAAUGUCAUUUGUUUCUAAAACAAUGUUGCUACAUUGCAUUUAUUGUCCACAUGAAUGAAUGUGUUGCAGAAGUGUUUGAUUUAAAACUUCCAUACCAGUAUAUCUUCCCAUCCUUCCCCCCUCCCCCCAAAAAAAUAAAAUAAUAAAAAUAAUAAUAAAAUUUAAAAAAUUGGUACACUGCUAAACUGCAUUUCUUGUCCACAUGAAUGAAUGUGUUGCAGAAGUGUUAUACAAACACUAUACAGAUUUCAGAAACAGUGCACGCUUGUUAAAUGAAUGGUGAAUUCCAUCUCAAUAAAGUACUCAGAUAGAUGUAUGUAGCCAUUUUUUGACAUGAGUACAUGAAUAAGCAGAAUUUUGUGUACUUGGAAAAUAUAGAAUAACAAACUUAGUCAAGUUUUUCUGAUUGCUCUGAUCAUGUGUUCAAUGUUGACAAUGUAUCAGUAAUAACAAAAAAGGUGAGAUAAACUUGGUAUCCAAGUAUCGUGUCCCUUAAAAGUGACAUCCCAUGCUCAUACUUAUGAUAUAUGUGUGUACAGUAUCCAUUACUUCAUGUACAUUUAAUGUACUCAUGGAAAGAAACAAGGGAACACAUGGUAUCUGAGACCAAAUUUAAUUCACUACUGAAGGAGUUGUUGUCUGUAGUGCAUGUUAAAUAAAACAUUUCUUUCUUUCUUUUUGUUGUCUGUAUAAAAUACAGAGAUGUAUUGUGAGUUUGAAUGUCAGUAAUGUGAGCUUGAAUGUCUGUAAUGUGAGCUUGAAUUUCAUUAAUGUGAGCUUGAAUGACAAUAACUCGGUUAACUUCCUGAUACUGUGGAUGAGGGUUUUGUUUGCUGUUAGUAUUUGCUGUUACUACUUGUGUGUUCCCUGAGUUCCUUCCAUCAGUAUAUGUUAACUACAACCAAUUAAACACCAGAGACCUAAUUCACUAAACUCUCGCAACUUUGUGAUCUCGCAGUGCAAUGCUAAAAGACUUGCAAAGAGGAUGCUUUGUUGUCUAGCAGAGCCUAAGAGAACUUUGUGAAUUAGGUCCCAGUACUCACAUAUCAUUGUUGAUGUCUUCUAAUACAUAGUGUAUUACCUUUUAUACACGUGUACUUAAGUCUGACUUAUUAAAAAUAUAUAUAUAUGAGAUAUGUUGAAAUACUAAAUAUCAUAGCAUUCCAAUUAAUUUAAUUUCUUGGCUUAGUGCGAGUUGGCAGAUAUAAUUGAUAUACGCCUUAAAAUAAAAUUCAUUGGAAUGAUUUUCUAUACAUGUGCUGUACAUGAAUAUAAUCAAAUGUAAUGAUUUGUGAAGUUUGUUAAUGAAUUGCAUUAUAUGGUUAUGGUGUAAUAACCAAAAUUACAUCACUAACAGUUAAGACACAAAUAAAUAUGAGCCAUACUAUUUCAGAAACAAAAAUGAUGAUGCCCAAAUAGAUGUCCAUAAUGAAAUGUUUAGAAAUUAUCUUUUAAGUUAGGAGAAUUUUAACUGUUUUAGACACUGUGUAUAUCAUCAUAUAUUUUUACAAAUGGUUAAACAUUUGACCAUCUCAUUAUUAUGCCCAAUUGAACAAUUUAGUUUUUAUCCUUUUGAUGUUGGGAUAACGUAUAGUUACAGGUGUUUGCUUUAGGUUUUUCCUAUUACUUACAGUCUCCAAAGAUAAAAAUAACUGAAUAAGCAAGCGGAUUUGGAAAUCUACUUAUCAACUGAUAUAUUGCUUGUCUGAGCAGAUUUUCACUUUCCACAACAAAUGGCUAAGUACUUAUUUUGAAAGCUGAAUACAUGCUUUUAUAUUUCAGUUCUUAUUGUAUCCUAUGAACUGUUACUGCAAGUUGAAAAAUUAAUGUCCAACUUAAGAGAGUUUCUUUUAAAAUACUGUAAACCAGAUUAAAUUAAUAUUGUGACCUGGGGUUGUUGUUGGGGGUUUUUUUUUUUUUUUUUAGAAUACAAUCUGUUUGUUUUUGGGGUUUUUUUUUUAGAAGUUCCAAUGGUUUGUAACUGCAAUGUGUAUCUGCAAUGAAUACAACAUUUUGCAACAUGAGGUUGGGUGUGAACAACUUAAAAAGUUAUAUGCAUCCAUUUUGUACAGUAUGUAAAAUAUUACAUUAAAAGAAUAGCAGAUUUAAAAAGGAUGUUUUGUAAAUUAAGGGAAAAUCAAAAGAAUAUUUUUAUAAUACAUGUGUAUAAUCUGUAAUGAUUUAGAUAUAAAUUUAUAACUCAAAAUAAAGUAGAAACCAUGUGUGCAAUAAGAAUAAUUUGAUCUGAACAAAUUCGUCAAUUACAUGAUUUUUAUGUUUAAUUAUAUAUAUGUAGAUGUAUUUAUUUGUAUUUAUGUAAAUGUGUUUGUGGUGGAUAUUUACAAAUGUAUAUAAAUAGAUGACUAUAUUGAUGAAUAAUUUGGAAUUGGAUUGAUGCAUAUAUUUAGAAGACUGAAAUGGAAGCAGGAUGUCCCCUCCUCCAUAACAUCAAAGUCCCUCAGAAAUUCAGUGUUUUUCGGAUGAAUACAGUGAAUUUUAUUUCAUUAUGAUGGGGGAGAUGUAAUAUAUGGGUUAGCUGGCUGGUUCUGGAAAAUACUGUCUAUACAUAAUACAUGUUAAUGUACUUCAGAAUACUAUUACAGUAUGUGUCUUUUUUAAUGUAAAAAUAUAGGCUACUGUAAAACUAAAAGAAGUCUGUGGUAUUUUUUAUGGCAGUUUUGCUGUUAAUGUGUAAGAAAGGAGUUUUAAUUUGUCAGAAUGACAAAAAAUAAAUAAUUAACUAAGAAAAGUAACAACAAACUGAAAAUUCCACUGUAAAGCAAAAACCACUAUGGCAAUCUCCAUGGCAUUGCUAAUUGCUUUGCAUAGUUGUUAGAAGAAUCUUAUAUCUGCUCCCGAAUGGUUAACAAAUAAUUGACAGGAGUUUUUGUAAAUGGUAAAAUUACCUUUGUCUGAUAAAAAGAGCUCUGAUUAUUUCUAUAUGAAAUUGAGAUAUAAAAACAAUACAAAUAAAACCCCACAAAACAUACAAUUUUUGUCCUAUGUUUAUCUGAAUAGUGAUUUUGUUGUGAAGCUAAAAUGUUCAUUUCAGGUUAGGUCAUAGGGCUUUAGUGCACAUUCAGAGCAAGCUGUUGUAGCGCAUGCUGUUCAUUUCAUUGUUACAUGUAUUGUUAAACUAAAAUGUACCUUUCAUUGUUCUUCAAGUGAAACUGAGGAUUUGAUGAAAACAACUAUUAAACUGAGAUAUUGGAUUAAUCAAUCAAAACUAUUUUUAUUUGAACUGUAUUUAAUAAACAAGAGAAAAAUAUGUUAUUCAUUCAUUUUAAAAGUAAUACCAACAGGUUUGCGACUGAAAACUAACUGUAUUUACAAGCUUAUACAAAUACUACAGUAUCUAUGUACAUAUAUAUAUAUCCUGUAUGCAUGAAUCUGGUUCUUUAUGUAUUCAUUUGAUCAAAUAUAAAUAUUUAAAAAUAUAUAUUUAUAUAUAUAUAUUUACAUACAUACAUGAAAAUGAAUAUGUACUAGGCUACUGCAGAAUUCAUUAUACAUAUAAUAAAUAUUUCUUUAUAAA
Gigantopelta aegis is the source of this 8783-nucleotide messenger RNA. RefSeq lists its product as uncharacterized. NCBI's taxonomy places the organism in Eukaryota, Metazoa, Mollusca, Gastropoda, Neomphalida, Peltospiridae. The transcript has 5 exons. The record is from RefSeq and is a predicted model, not a curated record. Bases 224 to 3910 code for a protein of 1228 amino acids.